This is a messenger RNA of Diaporthe citri, 699 nucleotides long. RefSeq lists its product as uncharacterized. The transcript has 2 exons. NCBI's taxonomy places the organism in Eukaryota, Fungi, Ascomycota, Sordariomycetes, Diaporthales, Diaporthaceae. Bases 1 to 699 code for a protein of 232 amino acids. The record is from RefSeq and is a predicted model, not a curated record.
AUGGCAGCCCCCAGCACAGCCGUCACGAUCGCGCUCCCUAUCUUGACCCUUCUGGCCUACCUCUGCCAUCGUGCUACCCAUCGCCGCCCGUACAAUGGCAUCCCGUACAGCCCCCACUCGACGCGCCGGCUCUUUGGCGACAUGCCCGAGCUCACGACUGAGGCGCAGCGCCACCGGGACCCGGCCAGGAUGCUGCUCUCCCAGUUCGAGCGGCUCGGGAGCCCCAUCAUCGAGCUGUUCCUGAUGCCCUUCUGGCCGCCGCUGGUCCAGGUCGAAGACACGCUCGAGAUUGAGAACCUGCUGCAGAACCGGCUGCGCGAGUUCGACAAGUCCCCAGCCCACGUCCUCCCCUUCAAGCCCAUCGUUCCCGGGUCCAGCCUCGCCAAGGUCAAGGGCCCGGAGCGGAGGGCCCAGCUGAUUGAGCUCUGGCGGUUCAGGGCCCGCGUCGUCGGCGACAGGCCCGUCUGUUUCCGGGACAACUUCAAGAUCGCCACCUACUACGCCUUCUGGAAGGCCCUGCUGGGCUUGGACGUCAACGCCGUCUUUCUGGCAUCCGGACAUGGACGAGUUCCACCCGGAACGAUGGCUGAGGGCCGACGGGUCUUUCGACGCGAAGGCGCUGCCCAGACUGGUUCAAAUGCGAUCUAUAGCGGGCGCUUUGUGAAUUCCUGGCCAUGGCAGCCGGCAGUGCUGCGUUGA